Molecule: messenger RNA, 1539 nt
Organism: Gastrolobium bilobum
Lineage: Eukaryota; Viridiplantae; Streptophyta; Magnoliopsida; Fabales; Fabaceae
Product: cytokinin hydroxylase-like
Exons: 5
Coding region: 1-1539 (512 amino acids)
Molecular function (GO): iron ion binding; heme binding; monooxygenase activity
Source: RefSeq, a predicted model, not a curated record
AUGGUGAUGGUGUUUCUCACAACCCUUCUAGUCAUUCUUAUGACCCUGCUUUUAAAAGUUGCCUAUGACACCAUCUCAUGUUAUUGGCUUACUCCAAUACGCAUCAAGAAAAUCAUGGAGAAGCAAGGUGUUCAUGGCCCCAAACCUCGCUUUCUCACAGGCAACAUCAAAGACAUGGCUUCCCUUGUUUCAAUAGCCAUUUCACAAGACAUGAAAACCAUCAACCAUGAUAUUGUUGCUCGCCUUUUGCCACAUUUUGUUGCUUGGUCUAACCAAUAUGGGAAGAGAUUUCUAUAUUGGAAUGGUAUAGAGCCAAGGUUGUGCCUAACAGAAACUGGAUUGAUCAAAGAAUUUUUAUCAAAGUACAGUAACAUAUCUGGGAAAUCAUGGCAGCAACAACAAGGGUCCAAACAUUUCAUUGGGAGAGGUUUGUUAAUGGCAAAUGGUGAAGAUUGGUACCACCAACGCCACCUUGUUGCCCCUGCAUUCAUGGGAGACAGACUUAAGGGCUAUGCUGGGCAUAUGGUGGAAUGUACUAAGGAGAUGCUACAAUCACUGCAAAAUGUGUUAGAAUCCGGCAAAACUGAGGUUGAGAUUGGAGAGUACUUGACUAAACUCACUGCAGAUAUCAUCUCUAGAACCGAGUUUGGUACAAGCUAUGAAAAGGGAAAGCAAAUUUUUCAUCUCCUCACAGAGCUGCAGAAUCUUUGUGCUCAAGCAACUCGCCAUCUUUGCUUUCCUGGAAGCAGGUUUUUCCCUAGUACUUAUAACAGGGAGAUAAAGUCAUUAAAGAUGGAAGUGGAAAGAUUGUUGAUAGAGAUCAUACAAAGUAGGAAAGAUUGUGUGGAAAUGGGUAGAAGCAAUUCAUAUGGGAAUGAUUUGUUAGGUAUGCUUCUUGGUGAGAUUCAGAAGAAUGGUGGUAACUUGAAUCUGCAGCUAGUUAUGGAUGAAUGCAAAACAUUUUUCUUUGCUGGACAUGAAACUACUGCACUCUUACUCACUUGGACAACUAUGUUGCUUGCAAGUAAUCCAUAUUGGCAAGACAAAGUUAGAGCUGAAGUUAAAGAACUCUUCAAUGGUGGAACUCCUUCUGUUGAUCAACUAUCAAAGCUCACUGUGUUACAUAUGGUAAUUAAUGAGUCAAUGAGGCUCUAUCCUCCAGCAACUGUGCUUCCUAGAAUGACCUUUGAAGACUUUAUGUUAGGUGACCUUUAUAUUCCUAAAGGCUUAUCAAUUUGGAUUCCAGUGCUGGCUAUUCAUCAUAGUGAAGAACUAUGGGGCAAAGAUGCAAAUGAGUUUAACCCUGAGAGGUUUGCUUCAAAGUCAUUCAUACCUGGCCGUUUUAUACCAUUUGCUUCUGGCCCUAGAAAUUGUGUUGGACAAUCAUUUGCCAUGAUGGAAGCUAAGAUUAUAUUGGCCAUGUUGAUCUCAAAGUUUAGCUUUACAAUUUCAGAGAAUUAUAAGCAUGCACCUGUGGUUGUCCUCACAAUUAAGCCUAAAUAUGGGGUUCAAGUUUGUUUGAAGCCCUUGGAUACAUAA